This is a messenger RNA of Xenopus laevis (African clawed frog), 1924 nucleotides long. RefSeq names its product leucine rich repeat containing 3B S homeolog (gene lrrc3b.S). Gene Ontology annotation, cellular component: membrane; plasma membrane. The transcript has 2 exons. Lineage: Eukaryota; Metazoa; Chordata; Amphibia; Anura; Pipidae. The record is from RefSeq and is a predicted model, not a curated record. The coding region runs from base 663 to 1442 and encodes 259 amino acids.
GAAUGAGUAAAUAAGAGCAACUCAGGCAAGAGUGUGGCUGGUGAAUAAGCAGAGAGAGAGAACAGGUUGAUGGACAUGGAGGUUGGCACAGAAAUGUCAGUGAGAGCUGAUUAGCUGGAAUCAUGGUCAUGUCUGAAGAUCAGGCACACACAGCAGAGAUGCGACUCUUGUGCAAUCCCAGUCACACCCACUUCAGCAGCAGCUCAACAUACUCUGACAGUCUGAGCCCAGUGCGCGUCUGUGCGUGUGCGCCGCUUCUCUGUCUUCUCCGCGCUCAGCCGGACUCUCCUUCCCUGGGUUACAGCAGCGACAGCAGGAGGAGCAGCAGCAGCUGAAGCUUGUGAAGGGAGCCCCCUGUAUAACAGCCAAAGCCACGGGACUCAUAAAGGAGCUCGGUGAGAUCCACAGCUACAAGUAGUGAAGGACCCCCGGCUACACAGCGCGCUAAGAAAAGCGAGCGGCACCUUGGAGCAAGAAUGUUAUCGCUCUCCCCAUCUCCUAACAGCGGCGUCAGGUAGUUUCCCCAGGUCCCUAAUGUGGAACUGAUGUUCAAUUCAGAAGACUAUUAAAGAAAAUGAUGCCAUGGAUUUUCUCUGAAGAUUCCUUGAUUACUUCCUUUGGCUAAAUGAGGAGUAGCCAUGUUAUUAUGCUGACAUCUAAGCAUGAAUUUGGUAGACCUGUGGCUAACACGCUCCCUCUCCAUGUGUCUGCUCUUACAAAGCUUUGUCCUAAUGAUACUGUGCUUUCAUUCUGCCAGUAUGUGUCCCAAAGGCUGCAUCUGCUCGCAUACAGGAGGCUUAAAUAUCAGUUGCAGUAACGCGAAUCUCAAGGAAAUACCUAGAGACAUUCCUCCGGAAACAGUUAUACUCUACCUUGACUCCAAUCAAAUAACCUCAAUCCCUAAUGACAUUUUUAAGGAUCUCCAUCAACUUAAAGUUCUCAACUUAUCAAAGAACGGAAUUGAAUUUAUAGAUGAACAUUCUUUUAAAGGUGUUGCUGAAACCCUGCAGAUUUUGGACCUGUCAGACAAUCAGAUUAAGAGUGUUCAUAAGAAUGCAUUCCGUAACUUGAAGGGAAGGGCCAGGAUUGCAAACAACCCGUGGCAUUGCGACUGUACUCUACAACAAGUUUUGAGGAGCAUGUCUUUAAACCAUGACACAGCUAGCAAUGUAAUCUGCAAAACGUCUGUACUGGAUGAACAUGCCGGACGGGCUUUCUUUACACAUGCUAAUCAUGCAGACCUUUGCAAUCUUCAGCAAAAGACUACUGAUUAUGCCAUGUUGGUCACUAUGUUUGGCUGGUUCACCAUGGUGAUAUCUUAUGUUGUAUACUAUGUAAGGCAAAAUCAGGAGGAUGCACGCAGGCAUCUUGAAUACUUGAAAUCCCUGCCAAGCAGGCAAAAGAAACCUGACGAAGCUGAUGACAUUAGCACUGUGGUAUAGUAUCAAGUUAUUAAGAAAAGACGGGGGAGGAAAUGGGUAACCGUUUCAAUAUCAUUAGAACAAAGAUGAGUUCUAAUUUUUUGCCGGAAAACCUCUAUGCCUUUCUAAAAUAUACAGUAGGUGAAUUUUACUGCUGUCUAAGAACAAUACACGUCAUCUUUCUUUAAAUAGUACCUAACACGUCUUUGAAGGUAUUCCAGUCAAGUACAUUAUUCUGUAAGUAAUUAGGAUACAUUUCACUAUUGAAUAAUGAAAAAAUUAUUUUUUUAAUUCUUAAGUAAAUAAAGGACUUGAACUGUGGAAGACUUAGCAAUCUAUCAUUCUUUAAAACGUGAUUACUAACAGGGUUAAGUGAUUUAUUUUUAUAGGCUAGUACUCAUUAUGCAAAACUGACUGUAACUGAAAACAAAAUUCUUGUAUACAGUAUGUAUGUGUGUGUAAAUAUAUAUAUAUAUAUAUAUAUAUAAGUCUAAGGUAAAUGA